Messenger RNA from Geodia barretti, 2151 nucleotides. NCBI's taxonomy places the organism in Eukaryota, Metazoa, Porifera, Demospongiae, Tetractinellida, Geodiidae. The record is from the annotation of a GenBank genome assembly.
ACCGAUAACCUAUUAAGUUCCUUAAAUGAUGUUCAGCGCGAAGCAGUCCAACACACCGAAGGACCGCUCCUCAUUUUAUCCGGUGCAGGCAGUGGAAAAACGCGCGUCAUCACACACCGUAUCGCCUACCUAAUCGAACAUCACGAUGUCUCUCCCUACCGUAUCCUCGCUGUGACUUUUACGAACAAAGCGGCAAAGGAGAUGAAGUUACGGUUGGAUGCGCUCGUGGAAGGCAGUGUUAGCCGAGACCUCUGGGUGUCAACCUUCCACGCGACCUGUGCUCGCAUACUCCGCCGAGAUAUUGAGAAGUACGCCUACACCCGCGGCUUUACCAUCUUCGAUACAGGUGAGCAAACCACGCUUGUCAAAGAUGUACUCCGGCAGCUUAACUAUAAUGAUAAGCAGUACAACCCGCGCGCGAUCCUCAGCCACAUCAGUCGUGCAAAAAACGAGUCUAUAUCACCGGAGACAUACCAGAAUAUCGCAGAGGGCUACUUUGAGAGAAUCGUUGCAGAAGUCUAUGCCCUUUAUCAAGAUGCCUUGCGUGUGAACAACUCCCUUGAUUUCGAUGAUCUGUUGCUUUUCACAGUGCAACUCCUGAAUGAAAAUCCCGAAGUCCGCCAAUUUUAUCAGAACAAAUUCGAAUAUCUCCUCGUUGAUGAGUAUCAGGAUACAAAUCGAUGUCAGUAUGAGUUGGUGAACGUAUUGGCGGGUACGAAGCAGAAUAUCUGUGUCGUCGGUGACGAUGACCAGUCCAUUUAUGCUUUCCGUGGUGCGGACAUCAGAAAUAUCCUCGAUUUUGAGAAAGAUUACCCGAACACACGUGUCCUCCGUUUGGAGCAGAACUAUCGUUCCACCCAAAACAUUUUAGAUGCCGCGUGGGGGGUUGUGCACAACAAUAGCGCGCGGAAAGCGAAGAAACUCUGGACAAAAAAUGACAUUGGUGAACUUGUUACCUGCUACGAGGCGAUGGACGAAAACGACGAGGCGGGUUAUGUCGGUACGCAAAUUCAGGAUUGGCAUGCCGAAGACGUAGAUUACAAAGACUUUGCUGUCUUUUACCGAACCAAUGCCCAAUCCCGAAUCUUUGAGGAGGCAUUCCGCGCUGCAAACAUCCCGUAUCAGAUUGUUGGCGGUGUCGGUUUCUAUGAUCGGAUGGAAAUCAAAGACCUUCUUGCCUAUCUUCGGGUCGUGUGUAAUCCCAACGACUCUAUGAGUGUGCGGCGUAUCAUCAACGUGCCAAGUCGAGGCAUCGGUGCUACAACGCUUGACCGACUCAUCAAUUUUGCCGCACAUGAAGGGAUUCCUCUCUUUGAGGCUGUUCAGCGUGUUGAUGAAAUCACGACGAUUAACCGCGGUCUCCAAGCGAAAGUGCGACGUUUUACCAAAAUUUUUGAUGAUUUCGAUGCAUCUAUGCUACCUGCUGAUGCACUUGACUAUGUUUUAAAGAUAACCGGUUACCUUAAAAAUUUAGAGGCUCAGAAUACGAUUGAAGCGCAGAACCGCGUUGAAAACAUUGAGGAAUUGAUUAACGCCGUUAUCGAAUAUGAACAGAACGUCCCCGAACCGACCCUUUCAGAUUACUUGGAGAACGUGGCUCUCAUUGCUGAUAUAGAUACUAUGGAGACCGACACUACCGAUAUGGUGACGUUAAUGACUUUGCACAGUGCCAAGGGAUUAGAAUUCCCAUUUGUUUUCAUCGUCGGUAUGGAAGAGGGGUAUCUGCCGCAUGGACGUUCCCUUGAUACGCAGGCAGAAUUGGAGGAAGAACGCCGACUCUGUUACGUCGGAAUCACGCGAGCCAUGGAGCGGUUAUAUCUCUUGCAUGCCAGUUCGCGGAGAACAUUUCGAGAGACAGAAUAUCGCAUUCAAUCUCGUUUUAUUUCCGAAAUUCCGGAGCAUCUCAUCAAGCACGUUGAUCGAUACCGUUCUCCAUUUCGACAAUCAGAGAGCCUGUAUGAGGUCGUUUCUGAGGAUGCCGUGGAUUACUACGUCGAUCAGAUUGUGCAUCAUCCGCAAUUCGGGAGAGGUAAGAUAACAAAGAUCAGUGGAGCAGGGCAGGGGGUCUAUGUCACCGUUCGUUUUGAUCGUGCUGGGACAAAGCAACUCGCUGCUUCAGUUACAUCACUGCAAACAGUGUCUGAUGAAUAA